Molecule: messenger RNA, 2017 nt
Organism: Salmo salar (Atlantic salmon)
Lineage: Eukaryota; Metazoa; Chordata; Actinopteri; Salmoniformes; Salmonidae
Source: RefSeq, a predicted model, not a curated record
CCAGUCUAAUAGGUGGCGGUAAUGCAACAUAUAUUGGAUGCCAACCGCCGUUAAACCUCCUCGAAGAAGAACAACAUCCUCUCUCUUCAGUGUAAACGGAAAUAAACAAUGUAAUCGACCAAGAAACAUUUCCACUUUAGCGUUUUUAUUAUUGUUAUUUAGACGUUUAUCAACACAAUAGAACUCAGAAUAUGGACCAUUUAACAGCACAGCACCACAUUCUUACCCCAUGUAGUCUUUAAUUCGCGUUGUAGACAGGACUUUAUUGAUAGAUGUUAUCUAGGUAACGCUAGCUAGCUGCUAACGUUAGCUAACAAUGGCUAAUUGUAUGGUUUUUCACACUCAAAUAGCCUCCAUCAUGGAAGUGCUUGCGAAUGCUGCCGUGGCAGAUAUUUGUAAACUCGUAGACGACGACUAUGCAGUGUUUCGUUUGGAAAUUUCUCAAAGCCAGAAUGAUAACAGGGCAUUGCGGAGGAAACUACAGCUACUGGAACUGAAGAUGGCACGGGAGCGCGCAGAGAGGACAAUGCGAGAUCGCGUCGUCGCCAGUCGUUCCAGUAGUGUCAAGAUCCUCGACCGAUACAGCGGAAUGGCAAGAGAUGAAGGACAUCUCACUGGAGGCCACAGGAGCUUUGUGAAACCAGCGGGACACAAUACAUGGAGCGAUGACCAACCAAUCACUGUUGAUGAGGGGUGUGGAACCUCAACCCAGCAUGUUAUUGUGAUAGAGGAUGCAGAGGCUGCAGGUCCUGGGAUCAAACUGGAGAGGUCUGAAGGAGAAGAGGACACACGGCACAUCAGUGACAUCCAGACUGGACUGGCUGGAGUGCCCCCUGUAGCCACGGAGGACCGUACCACCGCCUCAUCGCAGCCCAGGACCCGAAGCAGCAUCACGGAGGUCAGUGGAACGCCGAACGCCGUUCUCAAGUCAGAGACAGACACCAAGACUUUAACUGUAACACACAGGCUCUUACACACAGGAUCUGACCACAGAUCAGACCCAGAGAGGCUGGGGUUGGGGACACUGGGCUGUCCUCCUGCUCCUGGUUCAGAGUCUUUACCGGUAUUUCAACAGAGCCAGAAGACAGUUUAUUCCCGUGGAGAUGUUGAUGGUGAUGCGUUAGACACUGGUGGUGAUGAUCUGUCUUGUUCUUACACUACAGAGAUGGACCCUGGCAACAUAUCCUUGGGUUUAGAUACACAGACUGAUCUCUCUAGAGGGGACUGGAACCGGUACAGUAGCAGUCUAUACUCUGAAGGGUGCCUGGAUAAGAAAGGGGAGGUUAUGGUUGUAAAUGAAUUGACUGUGAAAUUGGAGGGCGACGCUCCUCCCACAUGGAAUGCAGAUAGUCACCUAGGAGACGGACACUCACAGGGCAGAGAUUUCUUAGAUUAUAGGGAAAUCAUAGAGACAAAUCCAAAUGUUGCGACCCACUCCCCUUUACACGCGUUCAGGGAUCGCGACCCAGUGUCCACGUCGAUGGGGCCUUCCAAUUCACAAGGCCGUGUCCUUUUCGAUCAGGUAUUGAACUCAAACGACAGGGCUAGAGCCCAGGCUCAGGGAGGGGGAUCAGAAUCUGUCAAUGGUAAAGAGAAGCGGUUCCUCUGCAUGUUCUGUAACAAAGGCUUCAGCUGCCCCCAGAGGGUGGAGAUCCACCAGAGGGUCCACACAGGAGUGAAACCCUUCAGCUGCACCCAGUGUCACAUGUGCUUCGCUGAGGCUGGCACCCUGAAGAGGCAUCAAAGAGUCCACACAGGGGAGAAACCCUUCAGCUGUACCCAGUGUGAGAAGAGGUUCUCCCGUCAGCACCAGCUGAAGAUACACCUGAAGGUCCACACGGGAGAGAGGCCAUUUGCCUGUACGCACUGCGGGAAGAGGUUCUCAGAGAGGAGAUCCCUCAGGAUUCACCAGCAGAAAAACCAUUCCACUCUAUAACAGAAAGUAACCAUUCCACUCAAUAGCUUCUAAUGUUAACAUCAAACCCUGCAUUAAAGGUAGACUCAACGAAAUGACAUA